AUGGUACGCCAUGCUGAAAUUAGGGUACCCACCACAGAGGAGAGAGGGAGAGAGAGAGAGGAAUAGUUGGAUGGACUAUGUCGGUUGAGAAUGGAGGGUGGAGAAGGGAAGGUGAAGGUGCUGCCACGACGUACGUUUGGGUUGGCUGCCCUCUCUGUUUUGUUUUACGUCAAAACGUAAAACGUAUCUGAUCCAGGUUGACAUUUUACCCCCCAAAAAAACUGCAGAGAUUCAGGAUGCGAGCUCAAGAAAAUUAACGCAGAUAUAGAGGAGAGGGGCAGGUAGAAUUAAGAAGAUGCGAGCCAGAAUAUGAUGGAAUCAUAGGAAACAGAUCGGGUUUGCCAUAACAGAGGAGUUGAAUUAAGAAGGCAGGCAGGCAGAGAGACGGGAACAGGGGAUGAGGCGAUGACGAGAAGCUGCUCUCAAGGGGAAAUAUCUCGUCAUUGCUGCGUCAAUUAAUAUAUAUUAGGGUCAGGGAAUUGAAGAAGAAAUUAACAGAGAGAGGGAGAGAGAAGAUGGAGAAGGUGGUAGUGGGAGGAUGGGGGAGGAGUAGAGAGGCGAUGGAAGAGAUGGGGAUAAUAGGGGGGCUGAUAGGGGUGCAGUUUGUGUACGCCGGCAACUCGGUGCUGCUGAGUUACCUCAUGACUCUGGGGCUCAACCCUCUCUCCCUCAUCAUCUACACCGCCUUCUCCACCUUCCUCGUCCUCUCCCCUCUCUCCCUCUAUUUUGAAAGGAGUAAAUGGCCCAAGAAAUUCAGCAUAAAGUUGAUGAUUCAGCUGUUUUUAAUCGCCCUGGGAGGGGUAACUCUGUUCCAAACGCUAUUCCUAAAGGGGAUUAAGCUGACCUCGCCAGCAAUGGCUACAGCCAUGCCAAACCUUGCUCCAGGCCUCAUUUUCAUCAUUGCAUGGACCUUUAGAUUGGAGAGAGUCAAACUAAGCUGUGUAUACAGUAAAGUCAAGAUCGUUGGCACACUAUUGUGUGUCGUUGGUGCCAUCGCAAUGAGCCUUCUGCAGAGUACCACGACAGCAAAACAAGCUGAACAAUUUCCCACUGUUUCGGAAACUAAUCUAUUUGACAGAGGAAAGAUAAUUGGUUCGAUGUACCUAAUGGCAGCAGUUCUCGUAUUAUCAAGCAACAUUGUCUUGCAGGCUGCAACUUUGAGAGCUUUCCCUGCUCCGAUGUCGUUGUGCGCGAUAACGUCCUUAAUCGGUGUGUUUACAACUGCACUUGUACAAUUGAUUCAAGAGCACAAACUGGACUGUGGAUGGCCACUCAUUAGCAUCCAAGACCUCGUCGGCAUUUCUCUACUGGGAGGUGCGGUGGGCGGAGUGUGUGUAAGCUUCAAUGGAUGGGCAAUGAAGAAAAGAGGGCCGGUACUUGUGUCCAUGUUCAACCCCAUUGCAACAGUCUGCUCAGCCAUCCUCUCAUUUAUCACCUUAGGAGAAUCCAUCAAUUUAGGAAGCCUUGCGGGUAUGGUCAUCAUGUUCACUGGUCUGUAUCUUGUGUUGUGGGCUAAAGGGAAAGAAGGGUACUCCUCCAAUGAGGAAGCUUUGGAAUCUAAAACUCGUUUAGAAGGUCGUGUUUGAUGUCAUCAAGUCUAUCUUGAGCAUUUUAGGGUAAACUUCUCCACCAUAGCAAUUUUUUGCUAUGUUUGAUUCCACAAGGUUAGCUCGUGUGGGAUGGACAAUUGUUUUAGGUGAGAUUGUAUGACAAGGUAUGGCUACACAAUUUAUUUAUUCUUUUGUUUUGGGGGGGGGGGGGUGUGGGUGGAUUUUUUUUUUUUUCCUUUUCUUGGGUUUUCCAUGUUAUUCAAAAUUUUGGAAACAAAUAGUGUUAUUCUUUUAAUUGUUGUUGUUUGCCUCCUCCUUCCCCCCUUUUUGGGCUUUUGUAGGGAGGGAGAGCAGAUAAUGGAGUUAAAUGAUACUAAUGUCUCCAUCCA
Molecule: messenger RNA, 1939 nt
Organism: Malania oleifera
Lineage: Eukaryota; Viridiplantae; Streptophyta; Magnoliopsida; Santalales; Ximeniaceae
Product: WAT1-related protein At5g47470
Exons: 8
Coding region: 516-1586 (356 amino acids)
Cellular component (GO): plasma membrane
Molecular function (GO): transmembrane transporter activity
Source: RefSeq, a predicted model, not a curated record